This is a messenger RNA of Caenorhabditis angaria, 5257 nucleotides long. The record is from the annotation of a GenBank genome assembly. Lineage: Eukaryota; Metazoa; Nematoda; Chromadorea; Rhabditida; Rhabditidae.
AUGGAAAUUCUGAGAAAAGCUGAAAUUCAGCAAUGCGCUUCUGAAGCGCUCGAAAAAUUGGAUGAUUUUAUGGCGGGCGCCGAGGAAAAUGAGAGGUUUGUUUGAAUUGCCGCGCGUUUGGGUCUCGCAGCGCUGGGGAUAUUUACGGCGGAGUUGUGUGUAGUUCUCGAGGAGGAGAGUGCAUUUUUUUGUUUUUCGCCGGGUUUUGACCUAAAAUUAAGGGGAUUUCGAGAUUUUUAAGAAACUUAGGGUUAGAAUUAGUGUUGUUAAGGUAGUUUGGAGGGAAAAUUCGUUUUUCCAGAAAAAAUCGACGAUCUUGUGGUCGAUUUUCUGUCGUCUCAAAAAGGCCAAUGUUGUUUGCUGGAAGGAGAGCCGAAUUGUGGAAGAGAGACGAUUUUGAUGAAGGUUUUGAAGAAAUAUAGUAUUGAUUUGAGGGUGAUUAAUGUUGGUGAGUGAAAUUUGGGUGGAAAUGAUGGUUUUUGACCGGAAAUUUGUGAAAAAUAAGGUUUUUUGGGUCCUGGAGCGAAAAACUCUGAUUUCUUUUAGCAAAUUUCGAUGAUUUUUGACAAAAAACCCACAUUUUUUACACGAAAAUCAUGAAUUUUGGGUAAAAAACCCUCAAAAAUCAUCAAAUUUUCCAGGUUACGCAGCCGCCGAUCCUUUGCUCCAAGAAUCUUUGGCUCGAGAAAAUGAGCAAGACGGAGAAUAUUCGGUUUUCCUGAUUCGAGACGCCGAUGAACUCAUCAGCGGACAUCAACAGGAAUUUUUGUAUACAAUGACUGAUAAGGCGACGAGUUGCUCGUGGUUGGUGUUUUUUUCGAUUUCGAGACAGGUAUGUUUGGGAUUUUGAGGCAAAAUUCGAGAAAAACGGUCAAAAAUGACUCGAAAUUCAUGUUUUCACUGAAAAAUGGGCAAAAAUCGAUAAUUCUAAUCUGAAAUUCGAAAAAUUACGAAAAUUGACCUAAAUUCAAUGAUUUCCGAGACCUACAGUAAUUUUGAUGGUUUUUAAAGGAACAUGAGGCAUUAUAGAGCUGCAAAAAAUCCGCCCGCCGCUCAUGCCAGUCGGGUAAUUUGCCCCCCGGCCCGGCUCGAACACCCUCGAUAGACUAUGAUCGAUUUGCCCGGGUAGCCCGCACCCGUCUGCCGGUUUGCCCGAUUUGCCCGUUGCCCGUCACACCGUGCAUUUUCUUCUCUUUUUCUUUUCUAUCUCUCGUUUUUGUGCACUCUCUCUCACUGUUUUUUUGUUUUCACACGUGUGAAUGCACGGUGUGGCGGGCAAAACGGGCAAAAGAAGCAAAGGGGCAAGUUUAUGCGGGCAAACGGGCAAAUCGGGUAAACGUGAAGGCGGGUGCGGGCUACCCGGGCAAAUCAAGAAUGUGUGAGCGGGGGGCAUCGGGCAGUUUUUUUGCAGCUCUAAGGCAUUAAAUAGCCAUUUUGAGUGAAAAUUCGUUGAAAAUGACCCGAAAUUCAUGAUUUUCACUGAAAAAUGGGCAAAAAUUGAUAAUUCUAACCUGAAAAUUUGACAGAAAUUUCAAUUUUAAGCUGAAAAGUUCGAAUUUUCGGUUAAAAUUCAUCAUUUUUCCCCAAAUUUUCCAGAAUUUCGCUCAAAACCUGGAAAAACGUGGAAAUUCUCGAAUACCACGAAUUCGUGUGACUUUCGAUCAACAAACACCAACAUUCGAUGAAUAUUGCACGGCAUUUCGUCAAAUGAUUAUACCGAAAUCGUCGGAAGCCGAAAAAUCGACGAAUUUCCAGGGAUUCUACCAGGAGAUGCGCAGUGACACGUGGCUCAGAGACUUCUAUGAAUUGUACAAUUUUGAUGGGCUGAAAAAGCUGGCGGCGAUGAUUUUGAUGGAAGUUGCGAUGGGUGGGGAUCAGGUGAGUAUUUUGAGCCGGAAAUCGUGAAAUUUGGAGCAUUUUGAGCCAAAAUUCAGGAUUUUUCAUAAAAAAUGACCUAAAAUUCAUUUUUUCCAACUAUUUUUAUUCAAAAUUUAUCAUUUUUGAGGGUGAAAAAUAGCUAAAAUUUGAAUUUUGAUGAAAAUAAGCCUAGAACAACAGGCCUGAAACAAGCCUAGAAAAGCCUAAAAUGAGCCUAGAGCUAGGCCUAAACAGAGCUCAAGGCUGGGCCUAAAAAAGCCUCUAAAAUGAGCCUAAAACUAGGCCUUAAAAAACCCAGAAGCUAGGCCCAAGAUAAGCCUAAAGCUAGGCCUAAAAAACCCCAGAAGCUAGGCCUAAAAUAAGCCUAAAGCUAGGGCUAAAAUCCCAGAAGCUAGGCCUAAGAUAAGCCUAAAGCUAGGCCUAAAAUCCCAGAAGCUAGGCCUAAGAUAAGCCUAAAGCUAGGCCUAAAAAACCCCAGAAGCUAGGCCUAAGAUAAGCCUAGAGCUAGGCCUAAAAAUCCCAGAAGCUAGGCCCAAGAUAAGCCUAAAGCUAGGCCUAAAAAAUCCCAGAAGCUAGGCCCAAGAUAAGCCUAAAGCUAGGCCUAAAAAACCCCAGAAGCUAGGCCUAAGAUAAGCCUAGAGCUAGGCCUAAAAAUCCCAGAAGCUAGGCCUAAGAUAAGCCUAAGACGAGCCUAGAACUAGGCCUAAGAUAAGCCUAAAGCUCGGCCUAAGAUAAGCCUAGAGCUAGACCUAAGAAAACUCUGAAGCUAGGCUUAAAAGAACCCAGAAGCUAGGCCUAAAAGAAACCUAAAGCUAGGCCUAAGAUAAGCCUGAAACAAGCCUAAAGCUAGAUCCUAAAGCUAGGCCUUAAAAAACCCAGAAGCUAGGCCUAAAAAACCCAGAAGCUAGGCCUAAAAGAAACCUAAAGCUAGGCCUAAGAUAAGCCUGAAACAAGCCUAAAGCUAGAUCCUAAAGCUAGGCCUUAAAAACCCAGAAGCUAGGCCUAAAAAAACCAGAAGCUAGGCCUAAGAUGAGCCUAGAAUGAGCCUAAAAUUGGCCUAAAAUCAGCCUAAAUUAUGUGAUUUCAGACCAUUUUUUAUCAAAUUUUCUGAUUUUCAGGUCAACAUUACCUGAAAAUCCCAAAUUUCCUCCCAAAAAUCUCCUAUUUCUUCCAGAUUCCAACCCAAAAAACGGUCGAAAAUGCCCUAUGUUCCCUAAUGCCCUCAAAUCGUAAAUUAUCCAUCCUCCAAGAUCAAACCCUCCGAUCUCAAUGCGUUUUUCUGUGUUGUCAUCGACUUUGCCGCAAUCGCCGCGCGGAAUCCGAAUUCCUCACUCCGCGCACCACAUUCCGCACCGUAUUUUUGGAGUAUAAAAAACUCGCGAAUUUACACUAUGCGCCUUUAAAUGUCAACAAUGAUGUGUUUGUUUUUCGAGAAAUUGAGCAUUUGAUUGAAAUUGGAUUGUUGAAGUGUGAGAAGAUGGCGAAUUUCAGCAAUAUUUCGUUUAGGUAAGGGAGUUUUGGGAGAUUUUUAGGGGAAAAGCUGAAAAUUUGACUGAAAAUGAGCUAAGAAACUUGAAAAAUGAUGAAAUUUAAGCUGAAAUUCAAGAUUUUUGAUGAAUUUUGAGCUAAAAUUUUUUUUAGCCUAAAAAUCAGCAAUUUUUAGCCUGAAAUUGAUUUCAGGAUGAUUUUCUUUAGAAAUCUCAAAAUUUGACUGAAAAUAAUGAAUUUUUAGCUGAAAUUCAGGAUUUUUGAUGAAUUUUAGCUUAAAAAUUAGGAAUUUUCAGCCUGAAAUUAAUUUCAGGUUGAUUUUCCUUGGAAAUCUCAAAAUUUGACUGAAAAUGAUGCAUUUUGAGCUGAAAUUCAAGGUUUUUGAUGAAUUUUAGCUUAAAAAUCAAGAUUUUGUAGCCUGAAAUUAAUUUCAGGUAAAUUUUCUUUAGAAAUCUGAAAAUUUGACUGAAAAUGAUGAAUUUUGAGCUGAAAUUCAAGAUUUUUGAUGAAUUUUAGCUUAAAAAUCAGGUAUUUUCAGCCUGAAAUUUAUUUCAGAAUGAUUUUCUUUAGAGAUCUCAAAAUUUGACUGAAAAUGAUGAAUUUUGAGCUAAAAAUCUGGAUUUUUGAUGGAUUUUAACCUAAAAAUCAUGAAUUCUUGGCCUGAAAUUAAUUUCAGAAUGAUUUUCUUUAGAAAUAUCAAAAUUUGACUGAAAAUGAUGAAUUUUGAGCUGAAAUUCAAGAUUUUUGAUGAAUUUUAGCUUAAAAUUAGGAAUUUUCAGCCUGGAAUUAAUUUCAGGUUGAUUUUCUCUGGAAAUCUCAAAAUUUGACUGAAAAUGAUGAAUUUUAAGCUGAAAUUCCGGAUUUUUGAUGAAUUUCAGCUUAAAAAUUAGGAAUUUUUAGCCUGAAAUUAAUUUCAGGUUGAUUUUCUCUGAAAAUCUCAAAAUUUGACUGAAAAUGAUGAAUUUUGAGCUAAAAAUCUGGAUUUUUGAUGGAUUUUAACCUAAAAAUCAUGAAUUCUUGGCCUGAAAUUAAUUUCAGGAUGAUUUUCUUUAGAAAUCUCAAAAUUUGACUGAAAAUAAUGAAUUUUUAGCUGAAAUUCAGGAUUUUUGAUGAAUUUCAGCUUAAAAAUUAGGAAUUUUUAACCUGAAAUUAAUUUCAGGUUGAUUUUCUUUAGAAAUCUGAAAAUUUGACUGAAAAUGAUGAAUUUUAAGCUGAAAUUCAGGAUUUCUGAAGAAUUUUAGCUUAAAAAUUAGGAAUUUUUAGCCUGAAAUUAACUUCAGGUUGAUUUUCUCUGGAAAUCUCAAAAUUUGAUGAAUUUUUAGCUGAAAUUCAAGAUUUCUGAUGAAUUUCAGCUUAAAAAUUAGGAAUUUUCAGCCUGAAAUUGAUUUCAGGAUGAUUUUCUUCAGAAAUCUCAAAAUUUGACUGAAAAUAAUGAAUUUUUAGCUGAAAUUCAGGAUUUUUGAUGGGUUUUAACCUAAAAAUCAUGAAUUCUUGGCCUGAAAUUAAUUUCAGAAUGAUUUUCUUUAGAAAUCUGAAAAUUUGACUGAAAAUGAUGAAUUUUAAGCUGAAAUUCAGGAUUUCUGAAGAAUUUUAGCUUAAAAAUCAGCAAUUUUCAGCAAGAAAUUAUUUUCUGGAUGAUUUUCUUUAGAAGUCUGAAAAUUUGACUGAAAUUGAUAAAUUUUGAGCUGAAAUUCAGGAUUUUUGAUGAAUUUCAGCUUAAAAAUCAAGAUUUUGUAGCCUGAAACUAAUUUCAGGUCAAUUUUUCUCAAAAACCUCGAUUUUCAGAAAAAUCUGGCUCGAUAUGGAUGCUCUAACCGUCGAAAAAUCGAUAUCCGAUGUUCUCAAACUUCCCACAACUGUUCGCGAUUUUUUUGCCACAAUUUUGGACUAA